Messenger RNA from Halichondria panicea, 2733 nucleotides. RefSeq names its product dynein regulatory complex protein 11-like. The record is from RefSeq and is a predicted model, not a curated record. The transcript is spliced from 25 exons. Lineage: Eukaryota; Metazoa; Porifera; Demospongiae; Suberitida; Halichondriidae. Gene Ontology annotation, molecular function: ATP binding; ATP hydrolysis activity; protein binding. Bases 6 to 2615 code for a protein of 869 amino acids.
UUACCAUGGUUACACACACACACACACACACACACGUGUCCACACUAGAUGCACAGUGCAGGAUGUCUAGCAGCUACUACAAUCGUCAGUGGCACUCUGCUCAAGAAGUGCUGACAUCAUUGGUUGAUAUCGAGGUACCAAAAGAGCCUCCGAAAAAACCAGAAAAAGACAAGUUCAAUGCAUUCCAGAAGUAUGCCACGAUGUACAUCAAGUACAUUCUCUCGUUUCGUAAGCUAGAGGAGUGCUAUGAUCAGAUGGUCCACCCUCAGAAGAGGAGGCAUGUCAGGCAUAUACUAGAUGGCACUAUAGGACGGAUACUGGAGAUGAAGAAUGAGAUGGUGAAUCUUGAACUGCUGGAAUUCCACUACUUUGAUGACAUCCUAACAGACAUGAAGCUAACUCCAAGUGAUGUGGAGAUACCCAUACCACACUACUUCAUCUCUGAGAACUCCAAAACUCUCAAGGAAAGGGACAAAAUGCUCGGCACCAUUCUAGCCCAGAUGGGACCCCAAGACUCCUCUGAGCCCAAGGAUGAGUCUACCAUGACCUCAGAGGAAGCUGUACGACUGAUACAGAUUCAUGAGAGAGCUCGUCAAGGUCGCCUGAGGGCAAAGUUCAUGAAGGAGAUUAGACUACAGGAGGAGAGAGAGAGGCAGGCCCAGUUGAGGGGACCACCAAAGAUAGACCCUGGUGUAGCAGCCACUAGACUACAGAAGAUGUGGAAGGGUUAUGCACAACGCAAGAAGGUGGCACAGAUGAGGAAGGAUGAGCUGGUGUUCAUUGGAAUGGUCCCUAACUCACAGCCAGUGUCUCAGAAGAACUCAGCCAUCAAUCUAGCCAAGAAAACAGAGGAGAAACGUCGUCUGACUCAGGAGCAGUACGAGAAGGAAUAUCAAGAGGCCCUGGUGAGCAUCAAGGAUAAGCUGGGUGAGACUGAGGGUCCAGACAUGAAGGAGCAGAUGCAGGACCAGAUAAGACAGUGGUUCAUUGAAACAAGAGAUGCUACUGGCAAGUUCCCUGACUUCCCUAGUGUGGAUGAUGGUGGCUCUGUGGCCAUCUUCAAGAAGAGAGAGGAACUGAGUGUUGAUGCUGAAGAGAAGGGCGGUAAGGGAAAGAAAGGCAAAAAAGGGAAAAAGAAAGGAAAGGACAAAAAGGAGAAGAAAGGAAAAAAAAAAGGAAAGAAAGGGAAAGGCAAAGGCGAUGAGGAGGACGAAGGUAUUAAAAUGGCUCCCUCCAACUUCGUGCCCACUAUAGUGGAGCAGAACAUCCACUACGCCAGUACAUGGCAGGGCAGGGAUGAAACUGGCAACCCAACACAGAAACAUGAUGUGGAGCUCAUCAAAGAUGUUAAACGUGUUGAGGUGGAGGAGGAGAUCAGAGUGACUGUAGACCAGCUCAUGAGAGAAGAGCUCAAGAACCUUAAACUAGCUAUUGAGAAAGACAAGGGAAAGAAAGGCAAGGGAAAGAAGAAAGGAAAGAAGAAAGGAAAGAAAGGAAAGAAGGGCAAGAAAGGAAAGAAAGGAAAGAAAGAGAAAGACCUCACUCCAGACAGGACUAUUGAGUCUCUAUAUGAGGAGCUGGCUAGGGAGGGUAUCAUUGUGAGAUGCCCUAAAGUGAGGCUCUCUGAGUUCAUGGGAGAUUACAGUUAUCUAGGCAGCUCACUGCGUCAGAUGGGCCUAGAGCCGAUGCCAUCACUGGCAGACAUACGCAGAGUGGUUACCGAGCAUUGCAUCCUACCACUAGGGUCUCAAGCUGUCCAUGAGAAGGCCCCCCACAUCAAGUCAGUCAUGAUUGCUGGUCCCAGAGGUGUGGGCAAGAAGAUGCUAGUACACAGCAUAUGCACUGAGGCUGGCGCACACAUGUUUGACCUGACCCCGGGUAACAUUGCUCUCAAAUACCCUGGCAAGGCUGGCCUUAAUAUGCUGCUACACAUGGUCUUCAAGGUGGCUAAAGCAUGGCAGCCAUCAGUCGUGUACAUUGGAGACUGUGAAAGAACUUGGAUGAAGAAAGUACCUAAAACAGACAAGGUACACACACAACAUAACGUCUGUACUGUGUUCUCAUUACAACUGUUGCAGGCUGAUCCUAAGCGUGUUAAGAAAGCACUGCCCAAGAUCAUCAAAACCAUGAAGGCUGAGGACAGGGUUAUGGUCAUUGGGGUCACCAAAUUUCCCUUUGAUGCUGAGGUGAAGGGAUUGUGUGGUAUCUAUCAUCGUGUUCUUCUAGUCCCGCGACCAGACUAUGCAUCAAGAGUUAUACUCUGGAAGCAGUUUAUUGUGCGAGAGACGUCCCUCAUAACUGAGCUGGACUUCAGCUCCCUAGCCAAGGUGACGGAUGGCUACACACCUGGUCAUAUCCGCACUGCAGUCGCCACUGUGCUCACUGAGAGGAGAAUACAACAGCUUCGCAAGAGACCACUCUCAGCUGUGGAGUUUGUAGCCCCUCUCUCCAAGAUAGACCCCAUCUAUAAGGAGGAGGAGGAAGCCUACAAGGUUUGGUGGGCAAAGACUCCACUGGGUAAGAAGAGAGCCAAGGCAGCGAAAGGAGACGAUGAUGAUGGAGGCGGCAAGAAAGGAAAGAAAGGAAAGGGGAAAAAAGGAAAAAAGAAGAAAUAAAAACAAUAAUUAUUAUACUUCAGCCAUAAACACAUAACAUUGUUUUAUCCCAAGCAUUCUUUACGAUUACAACCGAUUGUGGAAAUUGAAAAAGCAUUUUUAACAUUCUUACAUACAA